This is a messenger RNA of Nicotiana tabacum (common tobacco), 2460 nucleotides long. RefSeq lists its product as uncharacterized. The record is from RefSeq and is a predicted model, not a curated record. NCBI's taxonomy places the organism in Eukaryota, Viridiplantae, Streptophyta, Magnoliopsida, Solanales, Solanaceae.
AUGGAAUGGGUAAUUGAAGAAGCAGAACCCCUCAACCAGCACGUCUUAGAGGAAGAUGAAGAUUUGGAGUUCGAAGUAUCAAUUUGGGUACAUCAGAACAUUAUAAAAUUGAGCAAGGAAUUUGGGGUGAACUUCAGUGGAUGUGAGCGAGAAGCACUGGAGCUGUUUACAAAAAUAGACAGCAGAAGGCAGGCCAACAAAGGGAAAGCAGUAUCACAGAUUCUACAGACAUCAAAGAAAAAGGGAGCAAAGGAGAUAAAAGCUUUGGAAAUUGGCAGGAUUGCAUGCCUUCAAGAAUCAAAGUUAGAGGGGGAUAUCAGGGAGUUAGUGAAGGAGUUGUGGGACAGCAGAUGGGUGAAAUUUGCCCAGUUAGAGGCUAGUGGGACCAGAGGGGGAAUUAUAAUAAUGUGGGAUGGUAGAGUUUGGGAGGGAGAGGUGGGUUACAUUGGAGCCUACACUAUCACUUGCAAUUUCUCAGGAAAGAUUCAGGAGUAUUCAUGGCAUCUAUCGGGGGUGUAUGCUCCAAAUGAUAGAUAUAAGAGGGAGGAAGUCUGGUGGGAACUGGCAGGGGUAAGAGGUCUUUUUGAGGGGCCUUGGGUAGUUUGUGGGGAUUUCAACACUGUGAGGUAUACAUCAGAAAAGAAAAAUUGCUCCAGAACUUCAAUGGCAAUGAUGAAUUUCUCUAAUUUCAUUGAAAACAUGGAGUUGGUAGAUAUUCAACUAGAAUGGGGGAUUAUACAUGGAGGAAAGGAGAUAGGCAUGUGGCAGCAGCUAGACUGGACAGAUUCUUAUUUUCAUUGGAAUGACAACUUCAGUAACAUAAAGCAACAAUUAGUGCAGAAAGUGAACUCAGACCAUUCCCCAAUAAUGCUUCAAUCAGGCUCUUGGGAACCAACUAAGUCUUACUUUAAGUUCGAGAACUGGUGGCUACAAACUGAAGGGUUCAUAGACAAAAUUGAGGAAUUGUGGAAAUCCUUCACCUGUCAAGGAAGACCAGACUUCAUUCUAGCCUAUAAACUAAAAGCACUAAAAGCAAAGCUUAAAGAUUGGAGUAAAACAAUUGAAGGCAAUCUAGUUAGGCAGAAAACAAGCAUCCUCAAUCAACUAGCAGAAAUGGAGGAAGUACAAGGCAAAGAAGCCUGCCUGAUGAAGAAAUCUUCACAAAAGCAUCAUUCAAAUGCCCACAGAAGAUAUAACCACAUAGACCAAUUGAUUGUAGAGGGAGAGACCUUCCAGAGCCCGGAAGAUAUCAAGAGGGAGAUAAUCAGAUUUUACAAAAACAUAUACACUGAAGAAGAGGAGUGGAGACCAACAGAAUCAAGCAGGAAUCAACCAAUGAUUUCACCAGAGGACAAUUCAAUGUUGCAGAACUCCUUUGGAGAACAGGAAAUCUGGGAUAGUGUCAGGGCAUGUGCAAGUGACAAAGCACCUGGACCAGAUGGUUUUUCAAUGGCUUUUUUUAGCAAGUGUUGGAGUGUGGUCAGGGAAGAUGUAGUAGCAGCAAUACAGAAUUUCCACAGCCAAGGAGUCUUUGAAACGAGUAUAAAUGCCACUUUUGUGGCUUUGAUUCCUAAGAAGGUGGGAGCCAAAGAGUUAAGAGACUUUAGGCCUAUCAGCUUGAUAGGUAGUAUAUACAAGAUCAUCUCCAAGUUACUAACUGAGAGACUCAAAAAGGUGAUCAGCAAGCUGGUGGACUCCCAACAGAUGGCAUUCAUUAAAGGCAGACAGAUCAUGGAUGCAGUCCUAAUAGCUAAUGAGUGCAUUGACACAAGGAAAUCAACUAAAGAGCCUGGGAUACUAUUAAGUUACUCAAUAUUGAUCAAUGGAGCACCAGCUGGUUUCUUUCCUUCUCAAAGGGGGCUUAGACAAGAGGAUCCUCUCUCCCCUUUUCUGUUCUUUAUUGCCAUGGAAGGAUUGAAUGACAUGCUAAAAGUAGCUCAAACAAAGGACUGGAUAAAAGGCUUUAAAGUGAGUAGCAAGGCUGAUAGUCACAAGAGAAUGUCACACCUACAGUAUGCGGAUGAUACCUUAGUGUUCUGUGAAGCUAAAAGAGAACAAGUAAAGAAAAGCUACAUCUACCCUGUUAAUGAGGUGCUGGAAAUACAAAGUGUGGCUAACAUUCUGGGGGAAAGAGUAGGGGAACUUCCUACUGUAUACUUGGGGAUGUCUUUGGGUGCAAAAAGCAAGUCUAAAGCUUAUGUAGUAAAGAGAAUUGAUGCUUUAAGAAGGAAAUUCUUGUGGAAAGGUAAUAGUGAAAAGAAGAAGUUCCAUCUGGUUAGAUGGAAUGAUCUGACAAUCAGCAAAAAGGCAGGGGGAUUGGGAAUAAAGAACCUGAGAGUGCAGAACCAAAGUUUGAUGAUGAAGUGGCUAUGGAAACUGCAGCAGAAGAACAAACCUUGUGGUCAGAGGUCAUUAGGGAGAAAUAUGGAAAGGAAGGGAACUGGACAUCCAAGCCAAUGA